AUGAAACGAAACUCAUUGAAAGUUAUUGAAAAUGUGAGGUCAAGAAUAGUUGAUCAACCACCAUUCGAUUCAAAUGAUGGUGUUGAUGAUGGACUUGUUGGAAUUGAUGAGAAAAUAGCAGAUUUUGACUCAUUUCUAGCGAAUAAAUCGGAGGAAGUUCAAUUUGUAGGAAUAUGGGGAAUGGGAGGGUUAGGCAAAACUACUCUUGCUAGAGCUGUUUAUGAGAGAAUACACAGAAACUAUGAAGUUCAUUUAUUUCUUCAUAAUGUUAGAGAGGAAUCUGUAAAAGAUGGUGGUUUAAUUUCACUGCAACAAAAACUUCUUUCCCGUUUGAAAAAAUCAAUCAGAAUGGAAGUGUGUGACUGUUAUGAUGGAAGAAAGCAAAUAAGAAAAAUGUUAUGCAGUAAAAAAGUUCUACUUGUCCUUGAUGAUGUGAGUGACAUAAGCCAACUUGAGAAUUUGGCGGGAAAGGAAGGAUGGUUUGGCGAAGGGAGUAGAAUAAUAAUAACAACUAGAGAUCAACAUGUGUUAUUGUUGCAUGGUGUAGUUUCUCAAUAUGAAAUGAAUUUCUUAAGUCGCGAUGAAUCCCUUCAACUUUUUAUUCAAAUAGCUUUCAAAAGAGAUCAGCCAAAUGAAGAUUAUUUGGAGCUUUCUAGAAGGGCGAUUAAUUCUGCUCAAAACCUUCCUUUGGCAAUCAAAGUGCUUGGUUCAUUUCUUUGUGGAAGAAGCAUACCAGAAUGGGAGAAUGCACUCAAGAAGAUUCCUUUAGAUGGCCUUUUUGAUAUACUUAAAGUGAGCUUUGAUGGACUGCGAUCUAAUGAGAAGAAAAUAUUCUUAGACAUUGCUUGCUUUUUCAAUGGCUUGCGCAAGGUUGAUGUCAUACAGAUUUUAGAAAAUAGUGGUCUUGACCCGGUAAUCGGACUAAGAACUCUUAUUCAGAAAUCAUUGGUAACUGAAGCUGAAGGGUGCUUGAGGGUGCAUGAUAGGCUUCAAGAAAUGGGCAAGGAAAUUGUCUUUCGGGAAUCACCCAUUGAUGCUGGCAAUCGUAGUAGGAUAUGGUCCUCGGAGGAUGCUAGUCUUGUGCUUAGAAAUAUGAGGGGAACUGAAGCAAUACGUGGUAUAGUGGUACAAUUUGACAAAGCAGAUGUCAUAUAUUUGGACCCUAAAGCCUUCUCAAAUAUGAGUAAUCUCAAGUUACUUAUCAUAUCACAUUCUUCAGAUGACCAAUUGAAUCUUCUUCAUGGACUUAACUGUCUUCCCAAUUCACUGAAAGUCAUAGAUUGGAAGGAGUAUCCUUUAGAUUCCCUUCCAGGUCAAACUCAAUUUGAUGAACUUGUUGAUCUCAAAAUGCAACGCAGCAAAUUAAAGGAACUUUGGAGAGGAGAUCAGUUUCCACAAAGUCUAAAGUUCAUUGAUUUGAGUCAUUCAACAAACCUGAUGAGAACAUCAAAUUUUGAUAGAACUCCUAAUCUUCAAAGCUUAAUUCUUGAAGGGUGUACAAAGCUUGUUGAAGUUCACUGCUCUCUCGGGCAACACAAGAAUCUUGUCAUUGUUAAUUUUAAAGGUUGCAAAAGUAUUAAAAAACUUCCAACCAAAUUGGAGAUGAAUUGCUUAGAGACAUUUAUUCUCUCUGGUUGUUCAAAAGUUAAGAGGCUUCCUGAGUUUGGAAAAGGUAUGACAUGUUUAUCAGAGCUUAAUCUAAAAGGGACUGCUAUAUCCAAGCUACCUCAAUCAUUGGUCAAUUUGACUGGCCUUGCUAUAUUAAAUUUAGAGUAUUGCAAAAACCUGGUAUGUCUUCCAAGUGAUUUUAAAAAAUUGAAAGCUAUCAAGGAGAUCAAUAUUCGUGGUUGCUCAAAGUUCUCAAGGCUUCCAGAGAAUUUGAAUGAAAAUGAGGCAUUGGAGGAGCUUGAUGUGAGUGGAACCGCUCUAAAAGAAGUGCCUUCGUCCCUCAAUAAUUUGAAAGCAUCAUCUCUUAGUGCAUGCAAUGCUUCUGCACAAUCAUCCUCAUGGAGUCACUCCUCCCUUCUCAAGCGGGCAUUUAGACUUCAAAGGCCUUCAAGUUCAACUAAGUUUUUGUGGUCUCCAUCUUUUUCAAAUCUGUCAUCUUUGGUCCAGUUACAUUUAAAUUAUUGCAAUCUUGAUGAUGAAUCACUAUUCAGUGAAAUAGGCAAUUUAUCAUCAUUGACAACAUUAGGUUUGCGUGGAAAUAAUUUUGUUGAAAUUCCUUUGAGCUUCGUUUCCAAACUUCGAAAGCUUGAAUUUAUUUAUUUGGAUGAUUGCCAAAGGCUUCGGUCUUUGCCUCAACUUCCAGCAAACCUGUCAAUGAUAUGUGCUAGUGAUUGUCCAUUAUUGAAACAUUAUGUGUGUUCGCAACAACUAUGGGAAUUCACUGAGGAAUUUGAAUAUCAGACUCCAUGCCGAUUUGAAGUUUCAUUAGGAGAUGGAGAUAAAGUUUACAAUUUCAAUGACGGGAUGUCUGGUAUUGUGAGUUGGAACAAUUCACAAGUUGAUGACUUCUUCCUGCAACCGACUCGCAUAUUAACUAUUCCUGGUAGAAAAGUGCCAUCAUGGUUUCACAAUCAGAGCUAUUUUUGCGCGAAAGAUCUCCCAUUUUGGUAUACUCCAACAAAUGUGUCAUUCAUAGUAAAUAAGCCUGAUUCAUGCUGUUCAAGUGAAUGGUGGGGCAUAGCUGUAUGCUUAGUGCUAGAAAAUGAUUUGCAACGCGCAAACUAUGAUGAUCAUGCCCUACUUAGUUGGACUUAUAGAGUUUCUGAAGGUGAAUAUCCAAAUUCAUUCCGUCUUUACGGCACUUGGGCGCAGUCCAGAUUUCGCCACCAACUAUGUAUCAUUUACAUUCGUUUUUCCUCAUUUGUUGUGGAAAAACCACUUCAAAUGGUUUUUUUCAUGGCGAAGAAACCGGAGGAGUCACCUUUGAAAAUAGUGCAGUGUGGGUGGCGUGUGUUGUGUAAAGAGGAUGUUGAGAGACGGCGAAACACAAGUAGUGACGAAGGCUGGAGUGUCAGCACUACUGAUGAUAAGUUCAUUGAUGAAUGUAGAUGA
Molecule: messenger RNA, 3060 nt
Organism: Neltuma alba
Lineage: Eukaryota; Viridiplantae; Streptophyta; Magnoliopsida; Fabales; Fabaceae
Product: TMV resistance protein N-like
Exons: 5
Coding region: 1-3060 (1019 amino acids)
Biological process (GO): defense response
Molecular function (GO): ADP binding
Source: RefSeq, a predicted model, not a curated record